AUGCCAGGAACAGUCAAGACGACUCUCAACUACUACCCUUCGUCAGGGUUCAAAGAGAUGUUACUAGGCACGCUGGAGAUGUUCCGCCGCCCUUUCGACCCCCGAGAAGUCGAGGUAACGGACAUUCGUGGACGAGAGGCCGACUUUCAUCUGGACACUCACGGCUUUGCGCUGCACCCGCACAAUGGGCGCCACGCGAGUAAAUGCCUUCUCAACCUUAUCCAGAACGCAUCGUUUGAAGAAAUGCAGCAGAAAGCCACAACGGCCCUUCCCGGCAGCAAGUUAGCCGGGAAUGUCGCACCGGCCCGCGCGGUGCAUAUCGAUCAGUCUACCUCCGGCGCUCAUGAUAUUCUGCGCGACAACCUGGGCCCGAAUGAGGCAGAGCAGUUCCAGAAGACUCGAUGGGCAAUCAUCAAUGCAUGGCGGCCGCUGGAGCCUGUCCGCCGAGAUCCCCUUGGGCUCUGCGAUGCCCGUACGGUCCGUGAGGAAGACCUGGUAGACGUUCAAACGUACCUGCCAUCCUCAGCACAAGACAAGUACAAAUCCCUCAGCAAGGAGCGUCGUUUGGCAGCAUCCGGGUCAAGUAUUCCGACCGCCAUCGGUGGUAUUACGCGUCCGGGAUGA
Aspergillus thermomutatus is the source of this 624-nucleotide messenger RNA. RefSeq lists its product as uncharacterized. Gene Ontology annotation, molecular function: oxidoreductase activity. The coding region runs from base 1 to 624 and encodes 207 amino acids. The record is from RefSeq and is a predicted model, not a curated record. The transcript has 2 exons. NCBI's taxonomy places the organism in Eukaryota, Fungi, Ascomycota, Eurotiomycetes, Eurotiales, Aspergillaceae.